AUGGAUCGUUUACACUCUGAUCCGAGUUUGCUGGUAUGCCCCAUUUUUACGAGCGAACGCUACCACGCCUCUCGCGCACCCUUCGUUUCAGCCACCAUCACAGAAGAACAGGCUGCCGAGUCUCUAUGCUUAGUUUGGGUUGCCACCAACAAUGACCUUUGCACCCAGUGGCAACAACAGCUGACGGAAGACGCUCGUCUUCGUGCCGAACAAGAACUCGCAGCCGAAGCGGAAGUGACUCGCCUCCGUCAAGUCUGCCAGUUAGAGGAAGAGACAGCUCGCGCUGACAAGCAAAAGAAGAAUAGAUUCAAACAUACCAAUAUUCUGAUGCGUCCUCGGCCAGACACCAACGAGGAAGAAGCUUUCGUUUCUGAAUUCGCCUUAAGGAAAAUUGACAAGGGACACUUUGUAGAGCUCUACUAUUGGACCAACACCAGCUUGGAGGAAGCCCUCUUUUCCUACAGCACCAAAGACGACGAGGGACUCAUUCCUUCAGAGCAGGACGGGACUACAGUUUGGAUCAGCGCAGCGGCAUCCAAACCUUCCAAGCACGUGGUCCCUGACCGUUUCCUCUCCCCCAUUGACUUCACUCAAGCCAUUCCUCGUAUCGUGGCCGCUCUCGAGGAACGUGAUUGGCCCAAUCAACGUGUCUUAAUGCUCGCAAGGUUCUGGGCAGCCAUCAUGACACAUCGUUACUGGAAUUCCAAUGAUCAGAUAGCUCAACGGGCUUUAAUGAUUUAUCAAGAGGAACAGCGGAGGGCUUGGCACAUUGCUGUCGCGCUAGGCAAUGGAGCCUGGGACCUCUCCAUCAUCAGUGACACUGUGCUGGGUCGUCUUUUUGACCGUGUCCUCCGUGAAUCUCGUCAUCGAGAUCACAAAUCUCAGUCGGUCACGAGGCGGACAUUCUGA
This is a messenger RNA of Suillus discolor, 909 nucleotides long. RefSeq lists its product as uncharacterized. The record is from RefSeq and is a predicted model, not a curated record. NCBI's taxonomy places the organism in Eukaryota, Fungi, Basidiomycota, Agaricomycetes, Boletales, Suillaceae. The transcript is spliced from 2 exons. Bases 1 to 909 code for a protein of 302 amino acids.